Messenger RNA from Archocentrus centrarchus (flier cichlid), 1329 nucleotides. RefSeq names its product NLR family CARD domain-containing protein 3-like. The transcript has 2 exons. Lineage: Eukaryota; Metazoa; Chordata; Actinopteri; Cichliformes; Cichlidae. Bases 1 to 819 code for a protein of 272 amino acids. The record is from RefSeq and is a predicted model, not a curated record.
AUGGAACAGAAUAAAGUGAUGGAGAGUGUUAAACAAAGGCUUAAAGACCAUCUUCAGGACAAGUUUACAUGGAUACAUGAGGGGACAUCGGAUAGUCAGUCUCGACUUGACAGUGUCUACACAAGACUGUUCAUCACCCAGCAAGCUCAGGAAUUUAGUUCCAUACCACACGAGAUUCUAGAUCACUUUAAUGUCCCAGAUCAGCAGUCACCAUUUUCAGAGGUUAAUUAUCAACAGAUUGACUGCCUGAAUAUCUUUAAACCAGGAAGAAGCAAUGUCCAACAGCAACCAGCAAAAGACAAGGCAAUCCAAAGAGUCUUGACGAAAGGGAUCGCUGGUAUUGGAAAGACAUUCACUGUCCAAAAUUUUGCCCUCAACUGGGCCGAAGGAAAAUCCAACCAGCACAUUGAUUUUAUCUUUGUGCUCCUCUUUAGAGAGCUGAACAUGCUCAGAGAUGGUGACUACAGUCUGCUGCAACUUCUUCUUUGUUUCUACCCUGAACUGAAACCCCUGGAAGGUAUGCAGCAGCUUGUUAACAAGCAGGUGCUGUUCAUCUUUGAUGGCUUGGAUGAAAGUAGAUUUCCACUGGACUUUGAUGGAAGUGUAAGAAUGGAUGACAUGAAUCAGAGAUCAACAGUCAAUGUGUUGCUGACCAACCUCAUCAAAGGCAACCUGCUGCCUGGUGCUCUGCUGUGGGUAACAUCCAGACCUGCAGCAGCCAGUCAGAUUCCUUCAAAAUACAUUGAUCAGAUGACAGAAGUCCAAGAUUCAGCACAGCCAGCCAGGCCAAAGAAGUCCUGUCUUGUCUUAGAGGAAUGAUAAGCUUCUAUUUUAUGGGCCAUAUUCCAAUCUUUUGCUGGAUCAUUGCUGAGGUGUUUAGGAAAGGAUGGAGUGAUGAAAAGAGUCGCAGGAUCACAACAAUGACAGAACUGUACAUUUAUUAUUUACUCAUUCAAACACAAAGAACAACACAGAAAUAUGCAGGGAAAAGCUCAAAGAAGAGAGCCAAAAAGAAAAAGUCUCAGGCCCAGAAUUCUGCCAUGCUGUCAAACCUGUCCAAGUUGGCAUUUGAUCAGCUGCAGAAAGGAAACAUCAUAUUCUAUGAAGAGGACCUCAGAGAAAGUGGCAUCAACGUUGAUGAAGCUUCAGUGUUUUGUGGGUUUUGCUCAGAAAUCCUGAAGGAAGAACGUGGUCUGUACAAGAAAAAGAUGUUCAGCUUUGUGCAUUUAAGCUUUCAGGAGUUUCUUGCAGCUCUUUACAUGCACCACUGCUGCAUGACAAAGAACAUCAACACUUUGAAGUCUUUCCUGAGUACUGAUCCUACAGAUA